This is a messenger RNA of Oreochromis niloticus (Nile tilapia), 2299 nucleotides long. RefSeq names its product carcinoembryonic antigen-related cell adhesion molecule 5. The coding region runs from base 538 to 2064 and encodes 508 amino acids. The transcript has 8 exons. The record is from RefSeq and is a predicted model, not a curated record. NCBI's taxonomy places the organism in Eukaryota, Metazoa, Chordata, Actinopteri, Cichliformes, Cichlidae.
UGACAUUUUUUAAUGAUUACAGCUACUUUUAAUGAAAUUCACAUCACAGUACGGUGUGACAAGAUUUAAUCAGACAAAGUAUGGAGGGCAGAAAGUUUUGGCAUGCUGCUGAUUAUCUUAUCUUGGAUCAUUGCAACCCUGAUUGCAACAAAAACACUGUUUUAUUCUGUAUCCUGAAGCUUUAAUAUUUCAAAAAAUAUUAGAAGCUUAACUAACUCAGAAAACACCACUGGACCAGAGUAUGAAGCAGGAUCACCAAAUCACUGGAAUGUUCCGCACCGAACACAACAGCUAGUUACCUUUUUGAAUAACCACGUGUUUAUUGAGCGAGUUCCUGAAACUCGAUCAGAAAUAUGUGUGGUAUUAUCUGAAAAAACUGACAUCAACCUCUAAUUAAAAUAGUUUGAAGUCUUUAGACCCGCCAUAUUUCAUGCUACAACAGCAACAGCACUUUCCUAUUUGUUUCCUGCAGUUUUCACUGAAGGAGCUGGUGUGUUGCCUUAUGAUCAUCUGAAUGCAGCUGUAGGAGAAACAGUGAUGUUCACUACAACACUGACUCCAACAGAGAAACCGUUUCAAUCUGUGAACUGGAGUUUUAAUUUCUCUACAACUAUAAUAGUCGUGAUUAACUCAGAAGAAACUAUUGGACCUGAGUAUGAAGGCAGGAUCACCUUCUUCCCAUCUACUGCGUCUUUGGAGCUCAGGAGUCUGACUCUGGAUGACACUGGAGAAUACAGUGUUACCAUUGUACAAGAUGGAACAAUCCCAAGUGGCCGAACCACUCUGGUGAUAUACGAGAAAGUCUCCAGUGUGUCAGUAACUUCCAGCAGCACAGACUUGGUUGAGUUCAGUGGUUCUGUCUCUCUGUCCUGCUCUGCCUCUGGAUCCUCUCUCUCUUUCCUCUGGUUGAACGGCAGCUCUGAGGUUACAGCAAGUGACAGAGUUCAGCUCACUGAUGGAGGCUCCAGUCUGACUAUAAUCAAUGUGACCCGCUCUGACCAGGGACCAUUCAGGUGUCUUGUGUCCAACCCUGUCAGUAUUGGUACCAGUGAUCCAGUAAACCUCUCCAUCAGCUAUGGUCCAGAAAAUAUAAAUUUGAUCUUAUCUCCAUCACAAGGAUACUUUGCUGUAGGGUCAGACAUCAGCCUCACCUGCUCAGUUGGAUCCAGACCUUCUGCCCAGUUUAAGUGGUUUCUGAAUGGAGAUCAGCUGCGUGAUACUGGAUCAGAGGUCAGACUGAUGAAUGUUCAGAUGAGUCAGAGUGGAAACUACAGCUGUCAGGCCUUUAACAGCAAAACUCUGAGAUCUCAAACAUCUCAGCCUUCAGCCAUCACUGUGCUGGAGAAAAUAUCAGCUGCUUCUGUUAAACCAUCAACAAACCUGCCAGUUGAGGGAACCUCUGUCAGUUUAACCUGUGAGGCUUCUGGCUCAGUCUUUAGAAGAAACUGGAUGAAGGAUGGCUCCGAACUGACCCCGACUGACAACAUGAUCCUUUCUGACAAUAACAGAGUGUUGACCUUUAACACUGUGAAUAGGAAAGACAAUGGAGAAUAUUUCUGUCAAAUCAGCAACCCCAUCAGCAGUGAUGAAGCUAAAUACGUCAUGAUUGUUAACUAUGGACCAGAAAAUGUUCAAAUCAAAGGUCCAAAUAAGAUAAAUGUCAAAGGCACCUUAAAACUGACCUGCUCUGCUGAAUCCACACCGUCUGCCAGAUUCACCUGGUUCUUAAAUGGGACAGAAAUUCCUAAUAAUUCAGCUGAGUACAUUAAAGAAGAGGUUGAAUUUUCUGACAGUGGCAACUACACCUGUCAGGCAUGGAAUAAUAUAACUGAGAGAACAUCAUCAUCAGCGGUGCAUGGACUGAUUGUAACAGAUCGAUCAUCAGGAUGUGCUCCUGGUUGCAUCGCUGGAAUAGUAAUCGCUUGUUGUUUCAUCGUCACUGCAGCUGUUGGUGGAGGGUACUACAUUUAUAAGAAAAGAUUCAACAAAAAUCCUCAGAAACAAAAUGCAGAACAAGAAGAAAAUAUGUAUGAGAACAUUUCCAUAUAUGACAAGAAAAUAUAAAUACAAACUCAGUGAUGACCUUUACUUUUCAAGGCAAGUUUAACAUUUAUUAUCACUGUUAUUUAAGAAGGAACAGUUUUGAUAAUUAACAAGAAUAUUUUCCUUUUUCUGUAGAUUUUUUGAAGUCUUCACCUGCUGCAGGAGGAGUAACAUUGUAAUUUUUGUUGGUUUGUUAAACAAGAUAUGUUAAGAUGUUUUAACUAAUAGAUUAUUACUCUGCAUGUAAAAUAAAUCU